UUCUCAGUUGUCAUCCUGCAUGACCAAGAUGUCUGCUAUGUCUGCAUCAUCAACGAGUGUCGGAAUUUCUAUUUUGUGUUGUGUAUUGUGUUAGUUUAAAUAGUUUGUUUAUAAAUCGCAAAUUAUACUGAAGAUACACCUUGGGAAAUUGACAAUUCCCAUCGCUAGUGCACGACAUAAAAUAAUGAGGUUUUUGGAUUUUUCAAUUUCCUGACUCCUCGCAGAACGAGAGAAUAAAUUAUAUUUCCAAUGGCGGAUUCAGUGGAAGAAUCUACAGCAGAUGUUAAUGUCUCGCUGUCGGAUAUUCCAACACCGCAGACCCCGGAUAACAGCAGAAAUCAAACGAGUGAUCUUGAAUCACCAGUAACAGAAAGUCCCAAACCCCUUAAGCCUGUUCUUGGUAAAUUACAAGCUAAAAAACGGUUAAUGGCAUUUGUUAAAAAUUACACUGCUAUUCCUAAUCCACUGCAAAAAGUAUCGAGACUGAAGCACAAAGGUCACAAUAAAAAGAAUGCGGAGGAGAAUAAAAGCAAAAAAGCAGAAAAGGUGUUGGCUAUUGAAGAAAUUGUGAGGGAGGAGAGCAAAAAUAAAUUGCUUCUUGCUCAAAGUUUAACAGAUGAACGAAGUAAUCGAGCUAGACGGGGAUUAUUGGGUUACCGAAGAAAAUCAAACAGCAGAGAAAGAAAGGGAAGAAACGAUUAUCAUUCCAGAUCUUCAGACAGAAAAUACAACGAUAGAAAACGUCCGAGAAGUAGAGAGAGAACAGACGUGCGUUCAGCGAAAGAUGAGAAAGAUCGUAAAGAAAGUAAAGAACAUUCCACUGAAAAAUUGCCAUCUUCUGAUAAAGAUACGAAGAAAAAAGAUAAGAAGGAUGAGAGGGAGAAAAAUGAGAAUUUCGAAAAUGAUGAAUUUUCGAAAGAAAAAACUGAUUUAAAAGUAAAAAGAGAUGAGAGUCGUGGUGAAAGUGUUGGUGAAGUGAAAGAAAAAAGAGACGAUAUUAAAGCAAAAGAGGAGAAUAAAGAGAAACAACGCGACGACACAAAAGAAAAACGAGAGAAUGAUAAGAGCAAAAAGGAUGAAACAAAGAGUAAACGAACCGAUGAGAAACGAGAGAAAAGAGGAGAAUCAAGAAGUAAAGAGACGAGAGAUAAAUCGAGUAAAGAAAAAGGAAAACGAGAUAAAGAGAAAGAAUUGAGUAAAUGUAAUUCGUGGGCAGAUUUGAGAAAAGUUGGAUUAUCGAUUGAUGAAGUUACUCGGAUUAAAAAAGGAGAGAGCGUGGAAAAGUCCGAGAAAGCAAGAACGCCGCAGGAUUUUGCCGAUUUAUUUGGUCAAAUGUUACUACUUGGUGAUCAUCGAAAACAUCGUAGUUCAUACGUCGCGGAUGGACUGAAUGGACCAAAAGAAUAUCCACCGGAAACUGUUCGUGUAACAAAAGCACGACCUCAAAUUCUUUAUUCAGAAAAUCCGGAAGUUGCACUUCUUCUCGAUCGUCGACAAGUGUUAAACGUCGUUCCACCUGAAAGGCGAGAAAAAAUGGGCGAUAUUUGUGAAGCAACUCAUAUAAAAAUUGUGACUGCAGAUAGUGAGGAAGGAAAUAAACAUCGAGGUUGGUAUCGUACAGCGGACUCAACGAAGGUUCAAUCUUCGAUUAAUGUUCAAUUUCCAAAAUCAAAAUGGGACAGUGAGGCAGAAGAAGGGGAAAUUGCUGAUGAAAAUGAAACUCAAGGAACUCCGAGAAUAAAGGAGGGACAAAAUGAUAAACACUCUGCAACGCCUGCAAAAUCUGACGCAAAACCCGUGCCGAAUUCAUCUGAAACUGUGAAUGAAGAGAAAAAUAAUAAGGAGGUAAAGGAAAAGAAUGCGAAUAAAAAAGAGGAAGUUCAGAAAGUGUCAGUUGAUAAGGAGGAACAAGAGGAAGAAGACAGCGAUGACGACGACGAUGACGACGAAGAAGACGAUGACGAUGAGGACGAUAGCGACGAUGAAAGUGAAGAUGAAACUGAAGACGACAAUGACAAAGUUGAUAAUAACGAAACAAAAAAGGAUGUUUCCCAAAAUUCAGAAAAAUCACUAGGAAAUGAAAAAUUAGCCUCCGAAUAUGAACAAUUCAUGAAAAUGGUAUCUAAUGACAGUCCCUCGAGAUCAUUAAAAAUUACACCAACAAUUUCACCUUCGAAUUACGACGAAUUUAAUCUCGAUUCAGAAUUAGUUAAACCGGCAGAUUGUAAAUUUAUCGAUCAAUCGUCAAUUGUUGACGAAACCACAAAUUUACAACAAGCAAAGGAGAAAAUUUCCAAUGAAGAAAUAAUUCCCACCGAUGAAAAAAUGAAUGAAAAAAUUGUAAGUAAAAAUAUUUCCGAAAAGGAAAUAAAAACAUUGGCUACAAACGAAAAGGGAGAAAAAAUUUCAAAUCCCAUCGAGAAGGGUGAGAAAAAAAUUCAUAAAGAAAGAAAAUUACCAGAGAGUGAAAAAAUGGAGGAAGAAACGGAAAAUAUUGAACGAGACGAAGUUACCAAAAUUCAUGAAUAUUCGGAGAAAAUUAAUAAGAAGAAGAAUUGUAAAGAGGAUCAAGAUUCUGAUUCGCGAUCAAUUCCCAGUGAUUGGGAAAACGUUCGUAUUAAAGUUGAGCAAUUAAGUGACGAGAAUGUUGAGACAAAGAAAGUAAAGAAGAAACGAAAGCAAAAACAACGAUCGUAUUCAACCAGCAGUGAAUCGAGUUCCUCAUCAAGUUCUUCAGACUCCGAAGAGAAAGAGAAAACGAAAAAACGUCGAAAGAAAAGAGUCGUACAGUCGAGUAGCGAUUCGGACAGUAGUGAUUCGAGUUCGAGUGAGUCAUCAAGUUCGGACGAUACACGAAAAAAGAAACGAAAGCGCAUCAAGAAGAAAAAGAAGCGAGUGAAGAAGUCAUUGAAGAAAGCGAAAAAGAAACGCUCAAGAAAACGUGCCGCUUCGACAAGUAGCGAUUCAGACGACGCAAAAAAGAAGAAACGCCUCAAGAAGAAGAAAUUAAAGAAAAAAUUGUCCGAAGUCAAGGAGGAGACGUCACGCAAACGAAAGAGAAAAUCAUCCACAAGAUCACUGAGUAGUGACAAAAAUCUCAAGCGUCUUCAUAUUGAAAAAAUCGAGAACGAUUUGAAACGUAAGAAAAAACGCCGAAUUGAAAAAUCGAAACGCACAAAACUAACCAGCGAUCUUGAGAAGAGAAUUCUCGCCGAGGCACUUUCGCCAAACAGUGUUCUAUUGAAGGAAUGCGACACCGGUAAGGAGCAAAAUCUCAUUCAGGAACAGGCCCGAAAGCAAAAGAAGAAGAAGCGCGAAGUGAGUGAAGAUCGUCUCUCCGAAUGGGAGAAGGAAUCAAUAUUGAUGACACGGCAAAUUGAAGGCAGUCUCGAGCACGAAUUAACCUCCGACGAUAGUUCCGAGAAGGAAAUAAUAGCAAAAGACGAUGAGAAGGAGAAACGAGACGCGAAGAAACGAGAGGAACGAAAACUAAAGAAACGCGAGGAAAUAAGAAUUCGAGAAGAAAAGGAGGCGAAAAAACGAGAAGAGGCCUUGAAGAAGGAAGAAAAGGUCAAAGAAUCAAAAGAAAACGACGACGACGAAGAAGAAGAAGAAGAGGAGGAGGAGAAGAAAAAAGAAAUAGAGAAGAAAGAGAUUGUUCUACCAGAAAAUGUUGUGGAAGAAAUUUUGACACUAGAUGAAAAACAAAAACCGGAAGAAAUCGGAAAGAAAGAGACUGAAAUUCUCACCGAAUGGGAAAAGGAGAGUCAAAGAAUAACCAACGUUUUGAAAUUAAUCGACACCGAGCCUUUGAAUGUGACGCAACUCUCUCAUCUCGAUGAGGCGAGAAAACGUGAUAUUCUAGCCGACGAGUGGGAAGUCGAUAGUCUCGAAUCAAUUCGAGAUGCAAAGUCCCGAAAGAAAAGUUCCAUGCGCCAUGAGAAGGUGAAAUACGACGUGAAAACGGACACGUACAUUUCUGUCGAACGAGAAGUUGCCCGGGAUAACAAGAAAAAACAGGAGAGACUCUCGGCAAUUCGCAUCUGGGAAGAGGAGCAAGAAGAAGGCGACAGGGAGGAGGAAAUGUUCCUCAUUGAAGAGAAAUCAAAAAUACAAAAUUGGGACAUUGAGAAUGAAUUCACGAGGAGUGACUCAUUUGGCAGUGUGGAAAUAAAUACGGACGAUUUGCUGCAGAAUAAUUUGAAAGACGAGAAUAAGAGUGAGAAGAGUGUUGAUAUUGAAAAUGAGGGGGGAAAGAAGAAUGACAGUGGCGAUAGGAGGAGAAAGAAAAGUCGAUGGGACGUUGGAAAUCAAGUGGAGGAUAAGGAUGAUAUUAAUAUGACGCCGGUUAUGUGGGAGGAGGAGGGUACGGAUUGGAAAAAGACUUCUGGUACUGAAUCAGCCCUACUGCAUUUGGCUAAAGUCAAAGAACAAAUUAGUCCCAUUCUAGAGAAUCUUCCGGAGAAAAUAAAAUUGGAGGAUUUUCAUAUUACAGAUUCGCCGGAUGUGUUUCAGAAGAAAUUGCAGAAAAUGGGAUUGGCGGACGAUUGGCUCGCGGAAGGUAAUCUUGAGAAGGAGGGAAUUGUUUGUAAGAAGGAGACUGAGAAAUCGGAGACGGAAGCAACUAUAAAACUCAAGUCGAUUGUCGAACUACAAAAUCAGGAGGCGAAAAAUAUUGGUCUUUACAGUCCCAGUUCUCCGGCUCUUUCGCAAAAAUCCGAGAUUUCGAGCGAAGGCGAGAAGCAGAAGGAAAAAGGGGAAUUACCUGGAUUUGUGAAAGGUCCACUUUGUAACAUUCCUUUGCCAACCGAUGUACUAGCUAAAUCUUUAAUAACUCCCACACUUUUGAAGGAGGAAAUAAAAGUUCGCCUCGAGGAAAAGAAAUACGACGAUCCGGACAAAUAUAAUGAUUUACAAUUGGAUAGUCUAAAUCCUGAGAAUGAGGAUAUAAUUGAUUUACAUCCGGGAAUUUUGGAAACUGAACUUAACGAAACAAGCGAUAAAGAAUCAUCAGUCGAUGAACAAGUUCCAUUGGUUAAUACUCCAAAGGAGGAAAAUAUCGUCGAGAGUAAAAUUUCCCUGAAACUUGUGUCAAAACCACUUCUCAUACGUCGACCAAUCGAUUCCUCAGCAAAUCUCGAUUCAAAUUUAAAACAAGUUUUUGAAAAUCCUUCCGAUUAUGAGGAAAAUUCCAAAGCACAAGAAGAAGGAAAAAGCGCCAAAGAGAACGAAAAAAUUGAAAAUCAAAAAGCAGAGAAGAAAGUAACUGUAAAAUCUGAGAAAGUUGAGGGAAAGAGUGAACCACGUGAUAAAGUGUCGAGUAAACGGGACAAAGAUUCGGAUUCUCAACGAUCAAAGUCACCGGUUAAGGAGAAAAAAAGAAGUCCUAGAAAGGAUCGUGAUAAGAGAGAAGGUGACGAUCGAGCUAAAAGUAGAGGGCACUAUAGUGAUACUAAAGAUAAGGAGAAGAGUCGAAGUGAUAAGGAACGAGGUACGAAACCAGUGCACGAUGCUAAACGACGAGCGACGAGUCCACUGUGUAAUCGAGGAAGGACGAUUAGAGGCGGAAGUCCUUGGGAAAAUGAGAGAAGUCGCAGUCGAAGUAAGGAUCGUAGUCGAACUCGAAGUUUCAGUCCAAGUCCAAGAAGAAGGGAUGACAGCAGAGACAGGGACAAGAAGUUUGAAGAUGAUCGAUUUUCAAAGAGUAACAAAUUCACAAGCGAUCGUCGAGACAGGGGAAAUCGAAGUCCACCUAAGUAUAAAGAAAAUCGGAAACGACCUCUACAAAGAUUAUCACCACUGAGAAGUGAGCGCGAUCGGCCAAAGAGAAGAUACGAGGAUAGUAUGGAACGCGAGAGGGAAAAACCUUACGAUCCAAUGGAAAUUUUGCGAGAAAAAAGUUUAGAUCCAGAAAGACUACGAAAUAACAGGUUUCGAAAUGAAGACGAAUCUCAAAAAUCUUAUUGGCGAUUUGGUGAUGAUAAUUGUCGAAGAGAUGACGAAGAAUCAUUAGACUCUUAUAAAAGUAGAAAAAAUUGUGCAUUAGAUUACGAAGAGAAAUCCUUCAUUAAAAAUCGAAGUUUAGACAGAAAUCUCGAUGAUCCUAUGUCAAGUCCAAUAGCUAUUAAGGCAUGCAGAAGUAGAGCGAGAAGUAUCGAGAGGAGAGAUCGAGGAUGGGAGAAGAAUCGUUUGUCACCUGAUUUGGGAUUAAAUCCACGUAGGGGUGACAAAUUCCCAAUGAGGCGUUCGCCAUUACGACGAAGAUCGCCGGCACGAUUGUCUAGAUACGAUUCACGAUCAAGAUCACGCUCUCGUUCUCGUUCGCGCUCACGCUCUCGCUCUUGGUCCAAAACGAGAUCAAGAUCGAGAUCUUUGACAAGAUCCAGAAGUAGAUCUCGUUCUCUGUCACGAUCAAGGGCGAGACUGAGAAGUCCGGAUCGUCGUCCUAGAUCUUUGUCAAGAUCGAGAUCGUUGACACCGGAGAGAGGAAGACGUGUUCAUAUGGAAAGGUUAAGGGAGGACGAUGUCAGGCUAAAGCCUUUGGAAUCGACGAUAUCUUGUCCCGAUAGAGACAGGCGCAUGGAGACAAUAAUACAGUUAACUGGUGGCAACGAUUCCGCGACUGACCCCACUCAAAUGGAAUCGGAAAGAAUUGCCAAUGAAAGUGUUGACAAUAUGAAUAGUUCACACUUUCGUUAUCCCAAUGAAACUGAAACUGGUAACGAGUAUAAUUACUUUUCUAGGAAUAAUCUCACUUAUCCUCCGCGUAUCGACGAAACACCAUCGUCUCCAAAGCGUCUGUCUCUUGACGAAAGACUUGAAUUGGAAUUGGGAAUAAAGAAACCAACACCUUCUGGAGAUUACAAUCCUGGAAAUUUCAAUUGUAAUACGUAUUCCCCUUCGAUUCAGCAUCAAAGAGGUUUUCAUCAGCCACCUACAGUCUUGCAGGUUGGCAAUGUUUUGCAAGUGGUACCUGGAGAUUUUGCGGGAAUGUCAACAUCGGGAGCGAUGAGAAAUGAAGUGCCUGUGACUUCGCCAGCGGGUGCGAGUAAAGUUGUUCGAGUUGGCAAUGUACUGCAGGUCGUGCCUACAACAACAAUUGAUUGGAGUAAUAAUCCUCAAUCUUCAAUCGAUCGUAAAAAUACAACGAGAUAUCCGGUUAUUAUUCCUCCCUCACCCGUUAAUACUCCCAUUUCUGUGCCAAUUCCAGUUCCACUUCCCGUACCCGGUCCUGUUGCUGUUAAUCCCCAAGGUCUCAUUACCGCCGUAACUACUGGACCCGUCACUCUGCCACUUACAAAUCCCCUGAGUCUUCCCGUUCCAUUACCAAUUCCCGCGAAUAUCACAACACCACCAAAAACUAAACCCGCAGCACCACAAGUACCAGCAAUGGCGGUUUACGAUUAUGAAGCAAUUCUCGAGGUGCGUCGACGAGAGAAGGAGGAACGUAAACGAGUUCGCGAGGAACGCAAGAGAGAGAAGGAGCGAAGAAAAAUGGAACGUGCCAAGAGACGAGCUGAUAAAAUUUUAGGAAGAAAACUCCUCUCGAAAUGUAAUAAUGAUUCCGAGUUGAAGAAAUUAGAACAAUUGAAAAAGAAUCAACCUACUGAAGAGGUGACAGUGUCUGAUGUUUUGGCAUCGCUAGAGGAUGAGAAAACGGAAAAAGCAGAAUGUACAAAGGAAAAUUUGAAGGAGGAGAAGGAGGACAAGGAGGAAGGGGAGGAAAAGAAUGAGAGUGCGAUUGCAAAUGUGGAAAAAGCAGCGAACGAGGGCGAAGAAGAGGAAGAAGCCGAAGAGGAAGACGAACACGAGGAAGAGGAGGAAGAGGAAGGCGACGAGGAGGAUGAAGAAGAGGAGGAGGAAGACGAAGAUAAACAAUCUAGUCGACUGGCACAAUCGGACGACGUUGCCACUGCCGCCGAAUCUGAGGAGGCCGUCCAACCGGAAGUCGAUGCCAGAGAAUGGCCAUCCUUACCUCCGGCGCCAUUGAAAGGAAUUCUCGUCUGUCCCGGUUUCGGUGGAUUAUCGAACGGUGAUGCGGAUGCUUCCGAAGAUGAGAGCGAAGAGAAACCCGAAGAGGAGGAGGAUGACGAAGAAAUGAAAAACAUAAAUCGUGAAGAGAAUAAAGAUAAUGACGAUGAGAAGGUAAAUAUGCGAGUGAAGAAGAAGAAAUCACGAAGAAUUCAGCGUACGAAGAAAAAUGUUCAAUUCGCUGAUGGAAUAAGGCCUGGCGAGGGUACUAGUCCAAGUGGUGGUGAGGGUGAAAUGCCAUCUCCACCACCUCCAACGCAAGUGGCAAUCUCCAAAGAAAGUGUACUCGAACUCAUCAGAAAGUCACGAUACAGAAAGAGCAGGAGGAAGCAGAAACGGGUUAAAUCAUCGAAAACGAAGAAGAAGGUUAAGGUGAAAAUAAUAAAACUGAAGAAACCACGUAUAACGCCAUUGACUGCAUUGAUGUUGGAGGAUUCGGAUGAGGCGGACGAUCGUUCACCACCGCCACCGCCUCCUGGUUCCCCGCCGCCUCCUCACAUGUGGCCGAGCUAUCUUGCCGCUUACAAUGCAGCUCUGAAAACUGUCACGUCAAAUCCACUGCCUCCACCUGCUCAACCGCCACCACCGCCAACGCCAUUGCCACUACUGGUACCACCACCUCCUCUUAAUUAUACAAUUCAGCCUUGCAGUAAAGCCUUGAGUUGAACUCAUAUUUUGACAACACUCGUUCAGGUGGAUAAAAGAAAACAGCCUUUUUUUUGUACAUAGACAAAAAAGUAAUAUUACAAAGUAAUAUAAGAAAAUGACACGCUUUCGCGGGUAUUUCGACCUUUCUCCGGGUCCCAUCGUUUAUCAAUAGUGUUCACGUAGUUUUCAGAAAUAUUACGUUCGCCAAAAAAAAAAGAAAAUGAAAAAACACAGUGAAUCUUGGUAACGAUCUCUCACUCUCUCCGACGAAAUGUAGUUUUUUAAUUUCAAUUCUAAAAAUUGAAUGCAUAUGUUCAAUUCUAUAAAAUUGAAUAUAUAAUUUCAAUUCUUUAGAAUCGACUAUAUAAUUUUAAUUAUAUAAAAUCGAAUCGAAUUUCAAUUAUAAAAUUGAAUAGAAAUAUAAUUUCGAUUAUGUAAAAUUGAACACGGAAUUUCGAUUAUAUAAAAUUAAAUAUUAACUUCAAUUAUAUAUAAAUGAAUCGAAAUUACAAUUAUAUAUAAUUGAAAUUAAAAUUGCACCCGUAAAUUUAAAUAGAAAACAAAUUUCCAUUAACACAAUUUUCUUUUUUAACGGCAAGUUUUAUUUUCGUUUACAAGCAUUAUUUUUUUACCAUUCUUAUCCUUUUUACAGAAACUUUUCAACUAAAUUUUUUUACUCGAUUCUUUUUUACAUUUUCAUUUCUCUUUACUGGAUUUUAUUGCUAAAAACUUGCUAGUUACCAGAUUUUUUGUACAAAUUAAUAUAAAUGUAUUAUUAAUAAUUAUAAUAUUAAUAUUUAUAAAAUCGAGAAAAUUGUAUUAAUAUUUUUUAGCUCUUUAAGUUUUUGUAUUUUUGUUUUAAAGCAGGAGAGUGUGAAGAUGAGUUACUUUAAAACACUAGACUAAUUAUUAUUUACGUGUUUUUUUUCAAAUACUCAAAUUUCUUUGCUCAUUAAAAAAAUAUAGUCGAUACUUGUGCAAAGAAAAUUCUCUAAAUAAAUCUUAAACAUACGCAAUUUA
Molecule: messenger RNA, 9699 nt
Organism: Leptopilina heterotoma
Lineage: Eukaryota; Metazoa; Arthropoda; Insecta; Hymenoptera; Figitidae
Product: trichohyalin-like
Exons: 18
Coding region: 250-8697 (2815 amino acids)
Biological process (GO): actin filament polymerization
Cellular component (GO): cytoplasm; actin filament
Molecular function (GO): microtubule binding; actin binding
Source: RefSeq, a predicted model, not a curated record